Sitodiplosis mosellana (orange wheat blossom midge) is the source of this 7156-nucleotide messenger RNA. It is a transcript of the gene Dab, whose product is annotated as protein disabled. NCBI's taxonomy places the organism in Eukaryota, Metazoa, Arthropoda, Insecta, Diptera, Cecidomyiidae. The transcript has 16 exons. The record is from RefSeq and is a predicted model, not a curated record. The coding region runs from base 1065 to 6509 and encodes 1814 amino acids.
ACAGUUCGAUGUGUGUCCAUAUAAGCGCGUACUAAGUCUCUGUGGGACGAGCAUUUUUAUUGGAAUAAAUGACAGUGAAUUUUCAGGAGUUCCCAUUUGACUAGGCGCAAUUUUUUUGCUUUUAUUUAUGUCGAGUAAAUAGCCUGAAGAGAAGACAUCAUUUUAGUUCGUGCUAAAAUUAAUCAUUUGAUUCAAUCAAUACUCGUGUGUUUUCCAUUCAAAACGAAAUAAAUCAAUUUAAAAUCGUUCUUACAUCAUAAUCAUUGUUAUUGACGCCAGUAAACUGGUUCGCUCUCGUUUCAAUGGAAAUCUGUGUGUACAAACGGCGAAGUGCAAAAAAUCGAUUAUGCUAUUGUUUGGAGUAAUUGUCAUUGAUCGAGUCAAUAAAUCGUGUGUUUGUGUGUGUACGGCAAUUGAAUUAUUUGUGUUUAGAUAAAUAAAUGUUUUCCGCAACAAAUCAAAUUGCAUUCAACUCAAUUUUGUUAUUGCAAAUCCAUUUAAUGUUAGUUUAUCCGUAACAAUACAACGUAUAUAUCUAACCUGUAACAUAAUACACUCACAUAACGUCCGAAUAGUCAAUAUUAUAUAGUCGUGUUUAAAAAAAAAACAAAAAAUCUCUAGUUACAAAUUUCUAUGUUGAUGUUGUUUGUUUUUUUUUCGUUGGCGUAAAAGUGCGUCCGAAUCGAAAAUUUGACCGAAAUUUGAUAAAGGAUUGCAUCAUUGUUUCCAUUGCGAGACGAAUUUGAUUGAACAAUUGUAUGUUCGUUAUUUAAUUGUGAUCCCCAUUUAUUAUCUGGAUAAAAAAUCAACCGAAAUAAUCAACUAGAUUGCACUGCUAGUCCAAAAUAAAGUCAAACAAUGCAAAAAUGUGAGAAUGAAAUUUUUACGUUUAGUUUGGUCUUAAUCUAUACUUGAGAUACAGAGAGAGAGAGAAGAAAAAGAAGAAGAAGAAAAUUAAAUCUUCAUAAGUGCUAUAGUUGAUUUUAUUAAUCAAGUAUAAACGAAAAAGAAAAUAUCUAUCUAUAUAUAACACAGUGAUUUUCACUCUAGUCGAAUUGGUCAAAAUGCAAACGCUUCGGAAGAAAACUAGCCCUUGCAAGUAUCGAAAUGAUCCAGGUCGAUUUUUUGGUGAUGGAGUCAUUUUCAAGGCGAAACUAAUCGGAAUUCUCGAAGUGGGAGAGGCUCGCGGUGAUCGAAUGUGCCAAGAAGCAUUACAGGAUUUGAAAACUGCAAUUCGAGCAGCUGGAGAGCACAAACAGAGAAUCACAAUAAAUGUCACCAUUGAUGGAUUACGAUUGCGGGACGAACGUACUGGUGACUCUUUGUACCAUCAUCCGGUACAUAAAAUAUCGUUCAUUGCGCAGGAUAUGACCGAUUCCAGAGCGUUUGGCUACAUUUUUGGUUCACCGGAAAGUGGCCAUCGAUUUUUUGGUAUCAAAACCGACAAAGCAGCUAGUCAAGUGGUUCUCGCCAUGCGAGACCUAUUCCAAGUGGUGUUUGAAUUGAAGAAGAAAGAGAUUGAAUUGGCGCGUCAACAUAUACAAAGCAAAUCGAUCCACGAUCAUCAACCAGUAACACUGAAUAUCAAGAGUACAUUAGAAUCAUCACAUUCAACAUACAAUAAGGAUCAUAGUGAAACUAGUGCAACAUCCAAAUAUACACAUAAAGAAAUGUCUCCCGAAUCGGUAGCUGAUCUAGUGGAUUUAGAACAAGAGUUAAGUUCAAUACAGCGUGGAAUAACGCAAAUGGAACGGAUUACACCAAUCGAACCGCCAACAAAGAAUUUGAACGAAGAUGAUCCAUUCGGCGACUCGUUCACACAAUAUCCUACCUACAAUCUGCUGCCACCGCCCGAGUCAACAAAAUCGCGGUAUGCGAAGCAAUUGAAGCCACCAGACGAUAAUUACGCUUCGACGGCAGUUAUUAGCAGUUCGACGGAUAAUUCGAAUAAAAUCAAAGCCAAAUCAACGGCCGACGAAAAUUGGUUGAAUUCCAGUGAUGUUAUGAAAUUAGGAAAAACGAAUCAAACAAGUGACAAUGAAAAUCGAAACGGACUUAAGCUAUCCACAUCGGUAACAAGUGUCAACGAUAUCGUGGCAACCGAUGAUAAUUUAAUGCAAACAACGCCGACCGCAUUGACCGCCACUUCCUCUGCAUCGCAUUACAUUGAUGCAUUCUCCGAUUUGGAUCCACUUGGAACGGGCAAAAUACGACCAUACAUCGAUAAAAAGUAUUUCUUCCAAGAUUUGAAAAAUCCACCGAAAAAAGUGCUAAAAGAUUUAUCAGAUCGCGAUGGAUUCUCCACAAGCUUUAUAUCAGAACCAAAAAGUACAUCCGAUUUUUCGGUAUUCCAAGAGAAAUCGAACAUCGACAAUGCGCUACAAGAUUCACGCAAGAAAAGCGAACAAAGCGAUGAAUUUGUUGCCCAAUUUUCAUCAAACACACAAAUCUUUUCACCAAAUAACAAUGGCACGCAUGGAACACCACCAAAUUUAUCACGAUCCGACAAUGUUCCACCGUAUUCGAACCAAGGCAGCUCAUUUCCCGGUCCAUUCGAUAACAAUUCCAAUGCCAAUAAGGUUAACGAUUCAGCUGAUCCAUUUUCACCACGUGUACGCAAAUUCGAUCCAUUCGAAGAUGAAUUCUCCAAACCAUCAAGCACAUUCGAUUUUAGCUUCAGCAAAGCCUUUUCGGAAUCCAAUAAAGCAACGAAGCAUCAACUUUUUAAUGGGCCUUUGCAGGAUGUUCGUCGACUGCAGGAAAGCGACUCAUACAGUGAGAAUGAAAUCGUUCCGGAGCCACCGCCACGGCCUGAGACGAAUUUACAUUCAGAACCGCCGCCAUUGCCGCCAAAAAAGCAAUUUUCCGACAUCGUUAUCAGACCGCGCGUUACAUCACCUCUUGCCAUGGGCCGUGAUUCCUCCAGAUACGGCGUACCAAAAUCAAAUCAUGUAAGUCAUGAUCAACAACAGUCAGGAGAUGCUCCCUCCUUGCCAUUGCCAUCGCGUCGUAUUGGUCGCGCUGAAUCAAAUCAAUCGUAUCCCGGACCGGGUAGACCAGAAAAAGAGGUUCCACUCCUACUCCCUCCGCCAAAAACCAAAGGUAGUAUUAAAAAUCGAAGCCGACGAUCCGAGGAGAAUGUGCCCAACGCCACAUCGGAUGGUAACCGAAAAUCGGCCGGCAAAAGUGAUAGCGAAAAUGUCAAUACCAGUGCACCCAUAGUAAAAUCCAUCCCUGACAUCACACUUAGUCAAUUAUUAACGCUUGGCAUCGAUGAUUUAGCAUCGAAAUUGAAUGUUCCGGCUAGCAAACUAAAUACAAUGACAAUCGUUGAGCUUACAAAAUACCUGUCCGAUUAUAUUGAAAAGUCAUCGCAAAAGAAUUUCAACGUAUCCGAUCCACCGCCCAGUGUGCCUGCCUCAGCGAAGUCAACAACAACGGCAACAGUUACAUCAACAUCACAACCGGAAACGAGCGCAACAGCGCCUCCACUAGAAAAAGCAUCUGAAUCGUCGGCUGUAUUCAAAGUGAGCUUCGAUGAUUCCAGCGACUCAACAUUCAUUGCAAAAUUCGACGAUAACUUUGGCAUUGACAACGAUUUCAUUCCCAAUUUCGAUCAAUUCAAUCAGACGCGUGGCUCAACGGUUGACAAGUAUGCCGUAUUCCGUGAGAUUAUCGACCAAGAAAUGCAAUCCGAUCAUGUUAAACCGGACACUAAGCAAAGUAAUGAAAGCAACGAAGUGAGUUCGGACGCUGAGAGUCCAACAAAUGACGUCGAAAAUUUACCAUUGUCAUCGAAAAUUGACACAAAAAUCACCGAAGCCAUUUCACAAGCAAAAGACCGUUAUGCUGCAUUGCGUGAUAUCAUUCUGGUGGAAGAUUUAUUCGAAAAGCCAUCGUCAGUUGAAACGCCGAUCGAAGAUCGACCCACCGAAAAUGUGGACAAUUCGUUGAAUGAUGAUAUUGAAAAGGAAUUUGAUGUUACCGAACAAAGUUCACCAGAGGCAAACAUUUCAAUCACACUUGACGACCAAGAAGAUUUGGAUCCAUUGAAAACUCUUACUACGCCGACCAUUAGCCAACCGAUUUUAAGCAGCAAAGACGAUUUGGAAAUUGAUGAGUACAUGAAUCGGGCCAUUUCCAAUUUAUCGCUCGAUAGCCGAGAUCAUUUGUCGCCAUUGUCAAAGUCUGGAACCAAAUCACAGAAUGCCUCAACGUCACCAUUGUCAUUGCAAUACAAAAAAUCAUCACCGAUUGAAGGCAUUAGCGAAGAACCGGGCGAAGAGCUGAACAUUCGAAAAACAACCCUCAAUGAUAUGUCAACAUCACCGAUUCCAAUUCAUAGUUCGCCAAUCAUUAAGACGGCCACAUCUGAAUCGUUUUCGGUUUCAAAAUCACCCAUCUCAUUGCUUAACAACGAUUCACAACCGAAUCAAGCAAUAAUCGCAACACCAAGCCCUGUGUCAAAGAAUGAUCCCGCGAAGGAUAUCGCUAGUAAUGGAAACCAAGCACCAGUACAAGAAGAAUCUUGGGCUGUAUUUGACACAGAAAAAGUGGCGCCAGCCGAAAUAACGAAUACGAAAUCUCCAAGAGAAGAAUCCGCAAAAAUGGUUGCCGAAUCUCCUUGUUCAUCGGACGACAAAGCCGACUGGAAAACGGAUAACAAAAAAUGGCGAGGCCAUACAUCGUCAUCAUCGCGAGAUUUAAGCCCAUGGGAUGAUGAUGAAUAUCGAUCGCACCGCAGUUUGUCGUCUCAUCCAGACAGACACGGUUUCUAUAUGCGACACGCUCGCCGAAUGAACUCCUGCGAUGACGAAUACGAAUACGAGGAUGAAAAGGCCCGACGCCGAGACAGGCGUAACAAUGGCUCGCAAAAUUGGUAUCAUCCAAGUAAUCAUCGAUCUUGGUCGCCACCAGAAGAUGAGAAUUGUGAUCACGGUCGAUCGUUUGAUCGUUGUUCAUACGAAAGAAGCACAUAUGGGCCGCCAUAUGAGAAACGAGAUUUGAAAUCGAUGCCAUAUUCAUCUGAUCGCCAUCUGUACAAGGGUUAUGAUAAACGAAAAUACAUGCGCGACUAUGGUCGACCGUAUGAUAUGGACGAUUACGGCAGCUAUGAACAGCAAAUGAAGCAUUCACGGAAGGGAUAUGUGGAUGAAGUGUAUGAGAAUACAUCGAAUUUUAGUAUGCGUUCAAAAGUGCCCAAAGAUUAUUUCUACGAGCGUGAAAAGCAUAGUUUUGAUCGUGAUAGCACUGAAUCGUUCGAAAGCAAUGGCCGUCGACGGAAAUCGUUUGGCAGCGGUGGCGACAUGUGCGGUGGCUUCAACUACCGCGAACGAUACUCUUCAGCCGAUCGAAAGCGUUCGAUGCGGAAAUCAAACAAGAAUCAACGAUCUAAUGAAGAGGACUACGAACAAGAUUCCGAUGGAGAUGCAGCCAUUCAUCGAUUGCCACCAACUGAAACGCGCAGCUUGCAACGAAGGCCGAGAAAGAGCAGCGGAUCGUCGCCAUGGGAUGGUGAAGGUCAAAGAUCAUGGAAGCGACCAGCUAGUGCUUCGGAAUCAGAGAGGAAGUUGGCUGAAAGAAGUAGAUUGAAUCCGGCCGUGUCUGGAUCGGAUGGAGAAAAAGAUCGAAGAUUUUUCCGGAAGCCGCGAAGUCGGGAUCGUGAGGCUGACAUGCGAAGUAACUAUGCAACGAUGCGCUAUCCAAGCGCAUCACGUGGUGACGACUACGAAUACGAUGGAGCUGACUAUGAUGAGGAGGAAGAGGAACAAUUCCAUGAUAUGCGACGAAAGGAUCGGCACACCGCCGAUUAUCGUCGUCGUAUCGAGCAUAGCCGCAAUAUGGAAAGCAUGCAUCGUAUGAGCAGAAGCAAUCGCGACGUGUGCUACCAAAGCGAAAAGGAUCGGUACGAUAAGUUUGAUUCAUUUGAUCAGGGCUCGAAAGGUGGUGGCAGCCGGUCAUCAUCACGACGUGAACAUGACUUCAGCUAUGAAGAUACACCACAUCCGAAUGUCGGAACGACCAAAUUCGAUUUUGAAGCGCCCGACAAUGGCUUUGAAAGUGAUUUCAACACGGCACCGGAGAAAAGUCUUCGAUUCUCAACGGAUUUUUCGGUGGAUAAAACAUCAUCGAGAUUGAAUCAAAACACACAUUCGAUUCCAAUUCAGUCGACCGGUGGCAAUAGUGAAAUGAUUUCCACGCCACCGCAGCAAAAGUUGCGCUUUGACGAUAAGAUCACCGUCUCGAAAUUCGAUUUAUUCGAAGAUGACGAUUUCUCAAAGGCAGAAUUCUCGUUCCAAAAUGAAGAUCAAUGGGUUGAAGAGCUACCGAAAAAGAACAAUCUCAAAAACGUGACUUCAAUGAAGCGACACGAUAACAUAAAAAAAUCGGAAUCGGUCAAUAUAUUCGCACGCAACCAGGACGAUCCAUUCGAAGAUGAUGAUUUUUUCAAUAAAUCUUCCGAACAAAAUAACAACAAUAAUUUCGCCAAAUUUGAAGAUAACCUCUGAUCUAUUUCGUCAUACAAGGACAGCAUCGCUAUGUCGGGUCGGUUAAAUGGUAAAACCAAGCGUUCUUCAACCAAUUUACUACAAAACAUGAUAACGAUUAAAUUUUCAAUUAAAAACAUGCUAACCUAUGAUAUUUUAUAAAUGGAAGCCAAUAGCAAAUGGAUCGAUGACAAUGCCGACUACGGCCGCAUUCCGAAUUGUAUACGCGGGCCAUAUAUGCGUUUCGUUUCGAAACAAAAUUUGAAAAACAAGAACAAAAAAAAAUAAAUCAACAGUCAUAAUAUUUAUAAACAAUAAAAGAACUAUCAUUAUUAGAGCAAAACUAAACAAAAACGAAAGAAAAAAAAAACAGAUCAAUUUGAGUUGUUUUCGGUUGAAAAUUUAUCAGAUUAUGCAAUAUAUGCAAUCCUAGCUAAUUUAAAUUGUCUUUAUUAUUUUUGAUCAAUAGUAGAAAGAAAAGAACAAAGCAAAUCUGUAUGUAUUAUGCAAGCAAUUAUCGUUAGAUAUUCAAAUGAGAUUUAUUUCCUAUAUACGAAUGGCAACAGCACAAAAGCGAACGAUACUCAAAAUGAAUCACAAAAAAAAAACAACUAAACAAAAAUUAUAUAUGCAUUUUUAUCAUGUGAAUAAAACAAAAACGAAAGAAA